GUGGGCGACGACGUCCACGGUUGGCGCCAUGGUCUAUGAACGCGGACAUUACACAUGGCGCGCGCCGUAAGUAGGAAUGCAGCCAUUCUCGUACUUUCUAGCAUGACGCCGACGCAGUCACCGACACCGGCGCUCGAGACGCCGUCGUCGCCCUUUGCUACCGCGCGGACGUGGGCGUGGGCACACAAGAAGCUGCUCAGUGCGAUCGGUGUUGCCGCCGUCGUCGGUACCGUCCUCGCCGUCGUCACGAUCGGCCCCGAGUUUGGCGCAGCGGCCCGUGUCUCGACCGGUGCGAACGGCGCUGGCAUUUGCUACGACUCGACGGAAAACGCCGCCGACGUCGAGCGUCAUUUCGGCAUCAUCAAGCAGCGCUACUCGUCCGUGCGCACGUACAAAGUGACGUUCGGUGGCAAGAACAUGAUUGACGUCGCCGCCGACGCCGGUCUCUCGAUCGCGGUCGGUGUCUGGAUCGAAGGCGGCAACUGGGACUCGGAGCUUCAAGCUGCGAUUGACGGCACGAAGCGCCAUCCCGGCAGCGUCAAGGCCAUCUACAUUGGCAACGAAGAGCUCCACAAGGGCUGGGGUGCCGGCGCCGUCAUCGACGCCAUCAACAAGGGCAAGUCUGCGAUCCGGGCCGCGGGCAUCAACGUGCCUGUCGGUACCGUCCAGAUCGACGGUGACUUCUUGAACAACCCGCAGGUCGCCGACGCCUGCGACUCGAUCGGUGUCAAUCUGUAUCCGUUCUUCAGCGGCGCGGCGUCGAUCAACGACCCGAUGGGCGAUCUCAACGCGCGCUGGAACGCGAUCACCAACAAGUGGGGCGGGAAGGCGCGCAUCACCGAGUCGGGCUGGCCCUCGGCCGGCGGUGCGUUCAACGGCCACCAGUGCACUUACGACAACGCCAAGAAAUACCACGACUCGUUCAACGACUGGGCGUCCUCGAACGGCGGCGACACAACCUACUACUUUAUGUUCAAGGACGUGCCCAACAAGGGUGGCUUUGAGCAGUCCUUUGGCGUCGCCGACACGCAAGGCAAGUGGAAGUUUGGCGGUGGCCCACCGGCACCGCCGACACCCGCCCCGACACCGGCACCGACGCCGGCCCCGACACCCGCGCCGACACCCGCGCCGACGCCUGAGCCAACGACGACGGCACCACCGACACCGGCACCCACUACCGAGACACCGGCCCCGACGGCGGUGGCCAACACGACGCAGCCAAGCGCGACGCCCAACGUGACGACCGACAACGUUAAUGCAACGGGUUCGUACGCCGGGGCCAUCGAUCUCAUUGCGUCGCCCGUGCAGACGCUGCCCGACGUCGAUGCGACGCCGGCGCCGACGGCCAAAGUCAAUCAAAUCGGUGGCAAAGACACGAACGGCGAGACCAACACCGCGUCGACGGGCGACGCCUCGAGCUCGGCCGGCGGCACGGUGCUCUCAGUCAUGCUCGUAUGCUCGAUCGCCGUCGGUGUGAGUGCGGUCGCGUUCCUCGUCGUGCGCAACCGCAAGCGCAACCAGGCCCUCGAAGACCAAAAGGACUUUUACACAACCGGCCACCGCGACCACAGCCUUGCGAUGCUCAGCGGUCGCGAGAGCGCCGUUCUCUUGUAACCCGUCUGGUGUUGUGCUAAUAACACUUUUUCGUUGUGUUGAAGUCGUUGUACCACAAAAUGAGUCGGCGCUUGUGCACCUAGGCGAGCGACUGCAGGUGCG
This is a messenger RNA of Saprolegnia diclina VS20, 1716 nucleotides long. RefSeq lists its product as hypothetical. The transcript has a single exon. Bases 55 to 1614 code for a protein of 519 amino acids. NCBI's taxonomy places the organism in Eukaryota, Oomycota, Saprolegniomycetes, Saprolegniales, Saprolegniaceae. The record is from RefSeq and is a predicted model, not a curated record.